Messenger RNA from Felis catus (domestic cat), 2591 nucleotides. RefSeq names its product olfactory receptor 1361-like. Gene Ontology annotation, molecular function: olfactory receptor activity; G protein-coupled receptor activity. Lineage: Eukaryota; Metazoa; Chordata; Mammalia; Carnivora; Felidae. Gene Ontology annotation, cellular component: membrane. Bases 405 to 1469 code for a protein of 354 amino acids. The record is from RefSeq and is a predicted model, not a curated record. The transcript has 4 exons. Gene Ontology annotation, biological process: G protein-coupled receptor signaling pathway.
ACAAACCAACAGAUCAAACUUUGUAUUUGAAAGAAGAAAGAAUCCAGGGUCCUGAAACCUUACAGAUUAUACAAAAGAGUCAGUUCAGGGGCAAAGUGUACAGAACAGAGAUGCUACCAAUGUAUGUGGGCCAAUUUCACUGGUUCUACAAUUUUUCUUCAGGUCUAUUUUGGGCACAGAACAAGAUACAAGGUGACACAGGCAGGAGAGGAGACAUUCUUGAGGCAGUGGGAAGCAUCAAGUCUGAGCAGUAAACGGAGUUCCCCUCAAGCAGAGAUAGCUGUGUCCAGAGAGAAUAGGAACAGAGUGGUUGUGAGAACAGGCUCCUCAGUCUUCAGCCCUGGCUGACACUGUUGAAUCAAUCAUCCAGGGUCAAGCAAGGAGCCAGUGGAGAUGGGGGUUCCAUGAACACAUUUCACAGCAACAGAGAACGGCCAGGAUGUGCUGCCCACUGCAGGACAGAGCAGGCACGUUUCCGAGGAGGACGUAGAAAAGCAGCAGUGGGAGACGAAGGAGACAGCUCAGACAUGGAUAGAGACAACCAGACUACGGUCACAGAAUUCCUUCUCCUGGGACUCUCUGGGCAGUCAAAGCAGGAAGAGAUUCUCUUUGGGCUGUUCUUGUGGAUGUACCUGGUCACCAUCAUUGGGAACAUUCUCAUCAUCCUGGCCAUCAGCUGUGACAGUCAUCUCCAUACCCCCAUGUACUUCUUCUUGGCUAACCUCUCCUGCAUCGACAUCUGCUUUUCAUCAGUCACAACCCCCAAGAUGCUGCUGAAUCACAUACUGGGAAGCAAGUCUAUCUCUUAUGUGGAAUGCAUGACCCAGAUCUACUUCUUCAUCACUUUCAUCAACAUGGAUGGGUUCCUUCUGAGUGUGAUGGCCUAUGACCGUUAUGUAGCCAUCUGUUGCCCACUCCACUACAGCAUGAUCAUGAAGCCCAAACUCUGUAUCCUUCUGGUGGUGGUCUCUUGGGUCAUUACAAACCUGCAUGCUCUCCUACACACUCUUCUCAUGGUCCGACUCACCUUUUGUUUCAACAAUACUGUGCAUCACUUUUUCUGUGACCCCUAUGCAGUUCUAAAGCUGUCUUGUUCUGAUACCUUUAUCAAUGAGUUGAUGGUAUCCAUUGCAGGUGGGCUUAUGUCAAUUACACCAUUCACAUGUAUCACUGUUUCAUAUGCCUAUAUCUUCUCUAACGUGUUAAAGUUUCCAUCUCUUCAGGGAAUAAGGAAAGCCCUAUCCACAUGUGGAUCCCACCUCACUGUGGUGUCCCUCUUCUAUGGGGCAAUCCUGGGGGUCUAUAUGCGCCCUUCAUCCUCCUACUCAGUCCAAGACACAGUGGCCACUGUCAUCUUCACAGUGGUGACUCCCCUGGUCAAUCCCUUCAUCUAUAGUCUGAGAAAUCAUGACAUGAAGGGAGCCUUAAGGAAGCUAAUUAUUAGGAGACCAGUUUUGUCAAGACUCUAGAAUUAGAAAAUUUUAGAGCCAAAAAGCCUACUGGAAAUUAUACAUUUCUUAAUUUUGCAAAGGCUACUGAGGCCCAGAUGGGUGCAAAAUCCACCCAUAACUAUUUCUCUAAUUAGUGACCACAAUCAUGCUUUAAAAUGAGGCUGACAGGUACUCAUAAGUCAUAAAAUCAUUCAUUUGUUACCUAUAAGAAGGGCUGAUCCUGUGACCCUCCUUACACAGAUAAAAACUAGACUGAGGCCUGGGUGAAUUAGAUGAUUGAUCCCAAGUGAUACCCAGAUGCAUUUUCUUAAGGGUGAGCCUAGCAAUGUUAUAAGAUGCUGGCCACCACGAUGGACUGGGAAUUGUGAAUGACUUUAGACACAGGCUUUUUAGAGUCAACUGCUCUACAUGGUCUCCAUGUGAAAAGUGAAGAAUCCACAUUUAGACUGAUUUGGGUUUGAGAUCUCAGAAGCAGAAAAACCUGAAAACAGGCUAUCUAUGGCAACUGAGAGCUACAUGGGUCAACUCAAGUUUCACCAAUCCUGCCCACUGAUAAUAAGUCAAAUUACAACUGACAAUGAGUGAUUCCAAUAUGGGAAGGAGUAUCUCUGUAUUAUUUCACUUAGCUCUCAUACAACCUCAUGAGGUGAUACUACAAAUAUUCCUAUCAUUUUAUGAGGAAACUGGGUCCUAGAGAAGUUAACUUGGCCAGGUCCUAGAAAAGUUAACUUGGCCAAGCCCAUACAACAAAUGUUUGGAACCAGAGUGAUACCACUUUCUCUCAAAGUAUUUGGUGAUUUUCGUUUUUACUUUUGUUAUAAUGAUUUUUAUCAUUUUUAAUUUGCAUAUGGAAAAUUGACCACUUUUUGAUAUGCACUUCUAUGAGUUGUAAGACAUCUACAGGUUUGUAUAACCACCAUAACUAGUAGGAUAAAAGAACAGCUCUACUACCUCAAAUAGUUCCCACAUGCCAUCCCUUUAUAGACAAACUCUCCCUCCACUCCUAACCCCUGGCAACUAUUGAUUCUCCACCUCUUGAGUUGUGCCUUUUCCAGAAUGUCAUAUAGUUGGAAUUAUAAUAUAUGUAACCUUUUCAGUCUUGCUUUCUUUCAUUCAACAGAUUCAUCCAUGUUGUUGUAU